Messenger RNA from Cucurbitaria berberidis CBS 394.84, 411 nucleotides. Its product is annotated as Hydroxyisourate hydrolase. Bases 1 to 411 code for a protein of 136 amino acids. Gene Ontology annotation, biological process: purine nucleobase metabolic process. The transcript has a single exon. The record is from RefSeq and is a predicted model, not a curated record. NCBI's taxonomy places the organism in Eukaryota, Fungi, Ascomycota, Dothideomycetes, Pleosporales, Cucurbitariaceae. Gene Ontology annotation, molecular function: hydroxyisourate hydrolase activity.
AUGGCAACCGAGAAGAAGCCCCCAAUCACAUGCCACGUCCUCGACACCUCCCUCGGGCGCCCCGCAGCCUCCAUACCCGUAACCCUGACCCUCCACAAUGCGCAGCAAUCCUCCUCCAGCGAAGUGAAGAAGUUUAGCGGUAUCACCAACGCCGACGGACGCGUUACAAGCUGGACGCCCUCAUCACCCUUCUCCUCUGACUCGCUCGAAACGGUGUUUGCGCGGGAAACUGGGCAUCAAAAGUAUAGUCUGACUUUUGAUACGGAAGAGUAUUUUGGGGCAAGGGGGAUUAAGACGUUUUUUCCCGAGGUCGAGGUUAAGUUUGUGGUUAGGGAGGAGGCGCGGAGUGAGCAUUUUCAUGUGCCCGUGCUGUUGGGGCCGUUUGGGUAUACGACGUAUCGGGGGUCGUGA